Messenger RNA from Manduca sexta (tobacco hornworm), 1554 nucleotides. RefSeq names its product serine/arginine repetitive matrix protein 1-like. The annotation marks the transcript as partial. The record is from RefSeq and is a predicted model, not a curated record. The transcript has 2 exons. NCBI's taxonomy places the organism in Eukaryota, Metazoa, Arthropoda, Insecta, Lepidoptera, Sphingidae.
UUGCCUCCUUCGGUUUCGUCCGGAGAGGCGGUGGUCGAAGGGUGCAAGCCCAACGACGAAGAUGUAGCGAAGGAGAUAACGGGCGCGAUGCCCAUGGAGGUGGCAGCCGAAUUCGCGCGGCCUUUGAGCCUGGACACGGACUCGAGCGAGAGUGGCUCUACCGUGAGGAGCAAAAAGCUCUGGAGAAGGAAGUCGCAAACAAGAAGCAGCUUUUCGCAGCUCAGUCUGACCAGCGACACCGAUGAACCGGCGCCGAAGACGCAGGCGAUCGACGGCAGAAUGAGAGGACGCCCGCCCUCAGUGGGCAAGUACGUCGGCCUCAAGAAAGCCCAGUUGGAGCGUGACAGGCUACAACGGGAAGCCGGCGCGGAAAGACGCAGAGAAGGAGCUGGAGGACCAGCUGCAAUUUAUCAAGUCGCCGGUCCCCCAGAAUAUCAGACACCGAAGAGGACCGUCCAGUACUCAAGGAAGACCUCCGCACUUCCCAGAAAGGCGCUUAACUGGGUCACGGACAAGAUCGUGAAGUACGUGGAACAGCCUGAGUCCGCUGUCAUUGCGCGCCUCGAGGAGGAAAUAAAGAAGUGGCAGGAACACAGUGCCCGUCUUGAAGCCAACAUGAAGGCCAUGAAGGAGGAGAAUGCCACCCUAAAACGACGCCUCGAAGACCUGGAGGCGUCCGCAAACAAGCAGUCGACAGAGGAGAUGCUGGCGAUGGUGGAAGCGAGGGUCCAAGCCAGGCUGGAGUCGGCCCUGAUGGGGCCAGCCCAAAGGCCCACCCUAGCCCACGAAAGAAGAACCGCCACCGGGGACACACAACUCCCCGUGACGAGCGGAUACGUAGGAGGGGCGCCGAACCCAAAACCGGCCAAAGGCAAGGGAAAAAGGAAAGAGAAGGGAGCAGCCCAACCCGCUCCCGCUCCCGCUCCCGCCCCCCUCCCUGCUCCAGUCGCUGGGCCCUCCAGCGCGCCGCCACAACCCGUCGCGGGUCCCUCCACGGCCCCGGCGACUACGACGGCAUCGACGGCAAAGAAGACCCAGGACCGAAGGAGAGAGACGCCGAAACAAAAGCCCCAAAAGGGCAAGAAGAACGGACCGCCUCCAGCCCAACCCGCUCCAGAGCCCCGCGUGCUGCCGCCAGCCCCGGCUAACGUGGACACGCCGUGGGUCGAGGUGGUCAGAAGAAAGAAGAAGGGGAAGCCGGCAGCAGCGCCAACAAACAGCACGCAGCCGCCGAAACCGACGCGCCGGAAGGAGCCAAAACUGCGGCCGCCACGUUCUGCGGCCGUAGUCAUCUCUCUCACACCAGCAGCAAUUGCGAAGGGCCUAACUUACAAGAGCGUCCUGACGGACGCCCAAAAUAAGGUAGACCUCACCGGCCUUGAAAUAAGCAAGAUGAGGCCAAAGUUUGCGGCCACGGGCGCCCCAAUGUACGAGGUGCCCGGGGCGAAUUCUGAAGAGAGGGCCGACUCCCUCGCCGCAAGGCUGAGGGAGUGUUUCGCGGGUCGGAAGAUAUCAAAAUCUCCCGGCCCACGAAGACCGUGGAACUGCGGCUAA